Drosophila persimilis is the source of this 3938-nucleotide messenger RNA. Its product is annotated as trithorax group protein osa. Gene Ontology annotation, molecular function: RNA binding. The transcript has 7 exons. The record is from RefSeq and is a predicted model, not a curated record. Bases 132 to 3734 code for a protein of 1200 amino acids. Lineage: Eukaryota; Metazoa; Arthropoda; Insecta; Diptera; Drosophilidae.
UUUCAAUAUGGUUUAAUCGAGUCACGGAAUGUGGGAACAAUCGUUGUUCUACUUCUCUAAAUAACACACGCAUACAAAGACACGCCGCCGAGUGUCAACAGCUGCCCUGGCCCUGGCCGCCCGCCGUCAAAAUGUCGGACAUUAACGAUGAUUUGCUUAACUACGAACUGGGCGACGACAUCGAUGAUCAGGCCUUGCUUGGUGCCGAUGAGGAUGAGCUGCUCCUCUCGGAUGAAGAGCUGGAAAAAGAUGUCACUAGCGAGGUGAAGCAACAAAUGCGCGCCGAGGCCGAGGAAUGGGCCCAGGAGCAACUGCGUCAGCAUGAGCGCAAGCAAAAAGCACAGUCAGCCGCCUCAGUUGAGGCAGCAGCAUCAGCGCCCGUAGCAGAAGCAGCAGCAACAACAGCAGCUGCAGUAGCUGAUGUGGAAACUAAACCCUCCAUUGUGGCCGCAAAGGUUUCCACAUCGACGCAAAGUCCAACUACCGUGGUGGCUCCUGCCCCAAGCGUCCAGACAGACGACACAGUAGUCGCUGUAGUUGCGGAAACCACUCCCCCGACAGCAGUGGCUGACGAGAAGGUUACAGAAGAGAAAAGCGCGGAACAAGUGCAGCCACAGUCAAAGAAGGAAGCCACGCCACCCACUCAGCCGAGUGGCAGUAGCAAGGCCAGCGCCAGUGCCAAGGCCAGCACAACUACUAGCAUCAGCACCAAAGAGACAUCAUCCAGAGAUGCUGGGGAUUCUACAGCCAAGCAGAGCGAGGCAGAUAGUGAGAGUGAACCCGGACUGGGGCUGGGAACUUCUUCUUUGCUGGCCUCAUCCCAGGAGAGCCUGCCCAGUGGCAGUUCUGCCUCCGAGCUGGCCGAUCUGCGUGAGGAUGAGGAGGAGCGUGAGGAGCGCACCAACUACAAGACUGGCAGUGAGCGGGUCGAAAGCAGUCACAGGCAGCAUCAGGAGCAGUCCCAUUCGAUGUCGCCAUUUCAGCAGCAUCAGCAAAUGCAGAGGCGACACCAAAACCAUUCAGACAAAUCACGAGUGGGAGGCGGUGGACGAUUCAUGCACGGCCAGCAGCAACAGCCGCAGAAUCAAAUGGGAAAACCGCUGAGAGGGAUGGGCGGCGCACGUCAUCACCUGCUGCGCAAUCCCACGCCCAUGUUCGGGGUAAUGCAACAGCAGCAGCAGCAGCGCAUGGGAAUGUCCGGGAUGCCGCCGCCACAGCAACGAUACGGCAUGCCGGGACAAUAUCCGCCAAACCAGCCUCCGAACCAGUCACAACAACAACAAGCGUCGAACCCACAACAACAACAGCAACAACAUAAUGCUCCUGCCUCCCCCCUACUCAAUCCCUCGCACAUGAUGCACCACAAUCACAAUCCAAAUGGAGGGAUACCGCCGCAUCUGCUGCCGCAUCCGCAUGAGCAAGUGCGCGUUGGUCUACUGCAGCCACCGAUGGCGUAUGCCCCCCAACAGGGCGGCUAUCGAAAUGGGGCACUGCUGGGUCCGGGUCCACCACUCCUGCCGCCAACUGGAAUGCGUCCGCCACUGUAUCGCAAUGCUGGCCCGCCGCCAUCUGGCUAUGGCGGCUAUGGCGAUCACGGCCAUCCGCCACCACAACAUCCGCCACAGUUUAUGCGGCCGCACAAUGGCUGGAGGCCGCAGGGGGACGGCGCUCGCAUGCCCCGUCCCCCGCUGCAGGCAUUGCCACCACACAUGAUGCCAGGAGCGCCGCCCAACUAUCCAAAUGGGAUGGUGGGAAUGCGCGGGCCACCGCCUCAGCAGCAGCAGCAGCAGCAGCAGGUCCAGCAACAGCAGCAGCCGCCACCGCCUCAGCCAGUGCGGUCACCACAGCAACAGCAGCAGCAGCAACAGCCUAAUCCUAAUCAGCAACAACAGCAGCAGCCACAACCAAACGGCCCACCGCCACAACAGGGCGGUGGUCCAGCGGCUAUACCGCGGGUCAGCAAGGUGCUGAUCAAUCCGAAUUUCAAGGGCGGCGUCGAGGCAGCCACCAACAAGUUCAUCAAGGAGACGCACUUCAUGCCGGCCAUCAACAGUGAUGCGGAGCUGCUGCGUCAGCAGGAGGAGUUCAUCAAUAAGAAUCGUCAGUACUUUGAGAAGCGGCGAAUGGAGCGUUCCCCGCCGCCGGCUGGCUCCAGCUCGAGCUCUGUGGCACCCUCCUCCUCGGCCCAGGCUGGGGAGAGGAGACGCAGUCGUAGCCGCAGUCGUUCCCGUGGCCGCAGCUAUUCGCCCACCAAGCGUGCCGAAAGGGACCGCGAAAGGGAGCGGGAGAGGGAGCGGGAGCGAGAGCGUGACCGGGAACGAGAGCGCGAACGGGAACAACGGUAUGCGACGGCCAAUCGCCCAGUGGGAAACCGUGGAUUCCGACGUGUUGCUAGCCGCGAUCGAGACGAGAAUCGCAGUGGAGCGGGCGGCGCACCAGGAAGUGCCCCAGCACCCAGUGCCGGUGGAGGUGGAGGUGGCGGUGGCGGUGGCGGUACUGUUGUGCCAUCCAAGAGACGUCGCAGCGGCUCGAACGGCUCUGUGAAUCGUAACCCCUUUUCGGGUGAGCCACGCGGCCGACCCUCGGACAUUGGCGGUGGUCGAACCGCUGUCAGUGGAAAAGCCAGCGAGGAGGAUGAGGAGACUCGCAUCUACCGCCUGGAGAUCGAGAAGCAGAAGCAGCUGCGGGAGAAAAUUCUGCGCGACAAGGAGCUGAAGCGUAGGCGCGCGGCCGAGGAGAAGCUACAUGAGGAAAAGCGCGCUGAACAGCUAAUUUCACCAGGCCGUGAAGAGAAGGAGGCACCUGGUGCGGGAGCGGCACCACCACAAAAGCAACGUCCGGCAGCCGGCAGCCACGAGCGCAAGGUAAUCUCCCUGAAAAGGCGCGAAGACCAGGACCCGGCAGGGGGCAAUGGCAACGUCAACAGCGGGCGCAGCAGCAGACAGCAGCAACACCAACAGCAAACAUCAUCGGCGGCGCCCGCUCGUAAGCAACUGACCGCGGCCAAAAUAGCGCCGGAGGCUAAGAGGAGUAUAACCGAGCACCUGGCGCCCACCCCUAAGCCGCAGCAGCAGCAGCACCAGCACGGAUCGGCAGCGGCUGCCGCCCAAGCAAGAUCGAGUGGAGGCGGAGGUGGAGCUGGUUCUGGUACUGGUGGUGCGACACCGCCCACUACGUGCAAGCCACGCGAUAUGCUGCGUCUGGGCACGCCCAGCGACGAUGAGGUUGAGCUUGACUACGAUGACGAUGAACUGAUGCUGGAUGAGGAGGAUCGCCUUUUGGCCACACCCUCGCCACCACCACCGCAGCAUCAGAACCAGCAUCAGCAUCAGCAUAAGGCGAGCAGCAAGCGCUCGGCCACGCCCGAAAUGUUGGUGGUGAAACGCACUCAGAAAUCUGCUCGCGGUGGCAACUCGUCGUCAACGGGCAGCUUUGGCUCCUCCCAUAGGCGGGUGGUGUUGAAGCCCACCAGCAAUGGCAGCGGCGGCGGCGGCGGCGGUGGAGGAGAUCACCAGCAGUCUUCGCAUGGCAGGCAGCGGGAUAGGCGACAGCGUGGGGAUGACCAUAUACUGCAGAGGAAAGGGAGCAACGCGGGAGGCGGUAGCUCAGGAGGAGGCGGAGGCAUCUUUGAGCGUCUGGAGAAGCGGAAGGCAGCAUCCUCUGGAGGAAGCGGCGGCGGCGGUCACAAGCAGCGAGGCCGAGGGCCGGCCCGUAUUGUACUCAAGCACGAUUGAGGAUUGCAGAAGACGGAUUAAGGCAGCAAAGCUAGGAUUAAGCUCAAAAUUCAAAUUGUAAAAGAUAAAUCGUUUUUUUUUCUAUAUAAAUUCUGCGGAUGAUAAAUGUUGCAGAUAAUGUUAGAUUUUAAGCUCUAAAGUUGCAACACUUACAAUUGUUUAUAGGUAGAUGUUAAGCCUUAUGUUCGUGUAUACGUUAAGCAU